AUGCGCGCGACGGGACCGGGGCGGGAGCGGAGCGCGGACCGGGCACUGGGCGCGGUCGCUGCUCCCAUCCAUGAGGGUGUGGACGACCUGACCACCCUGAGUUACCUCCACGAGCCUGGCGUCCUCCACAACAUCGCCGCUCGCUAUGCCAACCAGAUCGUCUACACUUACUCCGGUAUCGUGCUGGUGGCCAUCAACCCGUAUCAGAGUCUGAAUAUCUACAAUUUCAGCACCAUCAAGGCUUACGCCGGUACCACCCAGGGCGAGCUUGAGCCUCAUCUGUUCGCCGUGGCGGAGAACGCCUUCCGUACAAUGGUCCGCGAGGGCCGCAACCAGUCGAUCAUUGUUACCGGCGAGUCUGGUGCCGGUAAGACGGUCAGCACCAAGUUCAUCAUGCGCUACUUCGCUUCGGUCGAGUCCACCGAUGACACGAUGACCGCCGUCGAGCGCCAGGUGAUGGCCACCAACCCGGCCAUCGAGGCGUUCGGCAAUGCUCGAACCCUGCGCAAUGACAACUCCUCGCGCUUCGGCAAGUACAUCGAGGUGGCCUUCGACUCGGCGGAUCGGAUUUCCUCGGCCCGCAUCCGGACUUUCCUGCUCGAGCGCAGUCGUGUCGUGUCGCCCGGGUCUUCCGGCGGGUUGGACUCCCACUCGCAGCAGCGCUCCAUGGCCUCGAGCGGCUAUCACGACGACCUGGGGCUCAGCAUCGGCGAGCGGAACUACCAUGUGUUCUAUCAGCUGGUGGUGGGCGCCUCGGAUGAGGACCGCGAGGCCUUCUUCCUGACGGACGACCCGGAGGACUAUCGGAUUUUGUCGGUGGGCGGCUGCACUGAGAUCGAGGACGUCGAUGACGCACAUGAAUACUCCGAGACCCGUGCCUCGCUGUCGACCAUCGGCAUGUCCGAGGCCGACCAGCACUCCCUCUUCAAGACCGUGGCGGCGCUGCUCCAUCUCGGCAAUGUGGAGUUUACUUCGCCCUCCGUUCGCGAUGACAAGGCCUCCAUCACCGAUACCUCGGCCGAGUCGCCCCUGGCUCGGGCCUGCGAGCUUCUCGGGGUGGACCGGGCCCUGCUGGCCAAGUGGCUGAUCUCGCGACGCAUUCACACCGUCGGCGAGACCAUUGUCAGCCCCCGGACCCUGGUGGACGCCCUGGCGGCGCGCGAUGCCCUGGCCAAGUUCCUCUACGCCCGGCUCUUCGACUGGCUGAUUGGCUUCAUCAACCAGGCGAUCGGCAUCCCGGCGAAUGCCACCGACGCCAGCGGCAAGAAGCUCAGCGCCGCCGAGCGCCGCAAGGCCGCGGCCAACCGGCGCUUUGUCGGCCUGCUGGAUAUCUAUGGGUUCGAAAUUUUCAAGGUCAACUCCUUCGAGCAGUUCUGCAUCAACUACGCCAACGAGAAGCUGCAGCAGGAAUUCGUGCAGCAUGUCUUCAAGCUGGAGCAGGAGAUUUACGUCAAGGAGGAGAUCGAGUGGACGUACAUCAAUUAUGCCGACAACAAGCCCUGCAUCGAGCUGAUCGAGGGCAAGUUCGGCAUCCUGUCGCUGCUGGAUGACCAGUGCCGACUGGCGCGCGGCAGUGACACCGCCUUUACCAUGAAGCUGCAUGAGCAAUGCGGGGCCGCCUUCCCGAAUCACCUGUCCAAGCAGCGCCUCGGCGGUGGCGAUGACUCCUUCAUCGUGGCGCACUAUGCCCAGCCGGUGACCUACGACACGAAGGGCUUCCUGGAGAAGAACCGCGAUACCGUGACCGACGAGCUGCUGGAGCUGCUUCUGGCCUCCAGCGACUCGUACGUGCAGCUGGUGACCAAGGGCGACGGGUCGGACGGCCUGGUGGUCGCGGCCCCGGCCAAUGGCCGUGGCGGCCUGGCAUCGGCCAACAAGCUGACACUCGGGUCCAUCUUCAAGAACUCCCUCAAUGACUUGAUGACCACCAUUCGCGGCACGACGUCGCACUACAUCCGCUGCAUCAAGCCCAACGAGCAGAAGGCCGCAUUUGUCUUCGACUCGGCCAUGGUUUUGCAGCAGCUGCGCGCGUGCGGUGUGCUGGAGACCAUCAAGAUCAGUGCCGCGGGGUUCCCCUCGCGUGGUGACUUCUCCGAGUUCACCGACCGGUACCAGCUUCUGCUGUCGAGCGACCGGUGGUUCGGUAAGCGGACCCCGGCGCUGGCCGACAUGCGCACCAUCACCGGCGACCUGCUGCGGCUGGCCUUCGGCGACGAUGCCGAGGGCGCGGACAAGUAUCGUGUCGGCAAGACCAAGGUCUUCCUGCGCGCCGGCCAGCUGGCCAUCUUGGAGAAGAUGCGCUCCGACAAGUUGAAGCGCGCGGCCGUCAACAUUCAGCGCAUGGUCCGCGGCUUCCUGGCGCGCGCGCACUAUGUUCGACUGCGCCCGGCGGCGAUUCAUGCCCAGCGUCUCUUCCGUGGUCUUCAGGCCCGGCGUCUCUAUGCCAACCUCCGUCGGGAGCGUGCCCUGGCCACCGUGCGCCGGUACAUCCUGCGGAAGGUGUGCCGGCGGCGCUUCCUGGCCCAGCGCCAGGCAGUGGAGCAGCUGCAAAUGGCCGCCCGCUACUACUUCUCCCUGACCUUGCGGCAGUCGAUCCGGCAAUUCCGCAAGGCGGUCAUGAUCCAGGCGGCCGUGCGCGGGUGGCUGGCUCGCCGGCAGUAUCUGCGCGAGCGUCGGCAGAUCAUCCUGGUGCAGAAUCUCUGGCGCCGGCGGGUGGCCCGGCAGGCCCUGCGUGCCCUGCGCAUGGAGGCUCGGGACAUUUCCAAGAUCAAGGAGAAGUCCUUCAACAUGGAGCGCAAGGUGCUGGAGCUGAGCCAGCAGCUGGCCUCGCGAGAGGACGAGGCGCGCCGGCGUGAGCGCGAGCUCGAGCAGGCGCGCGAGCGCCUGCAGCAGGAAGCCGAGCGUCUGGAGCGCGAGCGCGAGCGCGAACGCGAACGCGAGCGUCGCCAGUGGGAGGAGGAGGCCCGUGCGGCGGCCGAGCGCGCCGCCGCCGAGGAGGCCGCUCGCCUGCGCCAGGCCCAGGCCGAGGCCAUUGCCCGGGCCGAGGCCGAGGCCGCGGCCAAGGCCGCCGAGCAGGCCGAGGCCCUGCGCCAGCAGGAGGCCGAGCGCGCUGCCGCCGCGCAGAAGGCCGCCGACGAGGAGGCCGCCCGCCUGGCUGACACCCAGGGCCGCCUGGCCGCCGCUGAGGCCCUGGUCGAGUCCCUGCGCCAACAGCUGGCCGAGCAGACCCAGCGCCAUGCCAGCGAGACCAGUGCCCUGUCGGACGAGGCGGACCUGCUGCGCCAGCAGCUGGAGAUCCUGAUUGGGUAUAUCCAAUACCGCCCGGCCGAGUGCGAUCCCCUGGUGGAGCCGCUCCUGCUGGAGAAGCCCAUCCAGCCGGAGGGCACCAUGCUGGUGACCAUGGUACCGGAGCCCGCGGCCUCGGCCGACGACUCGACGCCCACCCUGUCGGAGGGUCCGUCGGACGGGGGCGCCGGCGGCGGCGCCGCACUCGGCCAGCCGGAGCCCUCGCUCCUGGACAUGACCGACUCGCCGUCGCUGGUGGACAUCUCGGCCCUGGUGGACAAGGCCCUGGAGCCGGAGCAGACGGCGGAGGAGCGUGCCGCCGAGGCCCGGGCCAAUGCCAAGCUCCUGUUCACGGCGCAGAUGGCCGCCGCCGUGCGGUCGCUCUCCCCCUGCUGGAUCGAGCUGAAGGAUGUCACCAACCAGGUGAACCUCAUCAUGACCAGCGAGCUGGAGCGGGAGAUCUCGCAGAAGCUCAUCACCAAUGCCCCGAUUCCGACCCUGUCGGCCGAGGGCGGCUCCGGGACCAUCCCCCCGGAGAGCAUCCUCUACCCGUCGAACAUGAUCGGCAUCAUCUUCUCGGCUUUGCUCAUGUCCGGCGAGAGCAAGCGCCUGACCAACUUCAGUACCGAUGUCGUGCACCACAUCCUCAAGGCCAAUGUCGACUCCGGGGCCACGGUCCGGACCCAUGUCUUUUGGCUGGCCAACUCGCUGGCCCUCUACAACUUGACGCUCUGCUUGCGGCCCUUCGUCCGGACACUGGCCCCGAACUUGGCGCAGAUCGCCAACAAGAUUGUCCGGCAAAUUACCCAGGAGCUGGGCAACCUCUGUAGCAAGGUCUUCCAAUUUGUGGUGGCCAAGUUCCAGGAGCGCGUCCGGCCGGUGCUGGUCCCGGCGGUGCUGGACUACCAGGAGUCGGCGGCGGCGGCGGCCCGGCCCAGCGGCUUCGGCUUCUUCCGCAGCCCGGCCGCCACGCAGCGGCUGGCCCCGAGCACCAUCACCACCCUCUGGUCGGAGUUCAUUGGCUGCUUCCAGAAGUUCCACAUCGACGACUCGGUCACCCAGCAGUUUGUCAGUGCCGUGGUCUUUAGCGUGACCACCGAGCUCUUCAAUACCAUGAUGCGCGAGGGCAAGUACUGCUCCUCCAUGCAGUCGAUCCACAUCCGGGAGAAUGUCGAAGUUCUCCGGCGCUGGUGCGUCAAGCAGGGCUUCAAUGACAUUGUUUUCCACUUCCUGCCCCUGCUGCAGGCCCUGCAGGUGUGCAAGCUCCAGGUCAAGUACUCCACCGACAUCGAGGCCAUUGUCGAUGAGUCGCCGCUGCUGAAUCAGCGGCAGAUCCUCCACCUGCUGCUGGUCCGCGACCGGGUAGACAUCCAGCACUCGGUGGAUCCGAGCCUGCUGGAGGAUCUGCGCUUGACCACGGUCGGCGCGUCGCAGCAGUCCGGCUCGGCGCUGGAGAUUCUGAUGGACACCAACAACCACCAGAACUUCAUCACCCCCAACCCGUCCCAGGUGCAGCGGCUUUACUUCUACCUCCCGCCGGGGGUGACGCUGAACCACAUCAGUCACGUUUAGAGGUGGCUGGGUUUUUGCAUGCGCGCUUCGCCCGGGUGUGCAUGUGCAUACUUGCUCUUUCUCCCUCCCCCCCCCCC
Molecule: messenger RNA, 4934 nt
Organism: Fonticula alba
Lineage: Eukaryota; Rotosphaerida; Fonticulaceae
Exons: 12
Coding region: 1-4857 (1618 amino acids)
Biological process (GO): actin filament organization; vesicle transport along actin filament
Cellular component (GO): actin cytoskeleton; cytoplasm; myosin complex
Molecular function (GO): actin filament binding; ATP binding; microfilament motor activity
Source: RefSeq, a predicted model, not a curated record